Messenger RNA from Wyeomyia smithii (pitcher-plant mosquito), 7698 nucleotides. RefSeq lists its product as uncharacterized. The transcript has 2 exons. NCBI's taxonomy places the organism in Eukaryota, Metazoa, Arthropoda, Insecta, Diptera, Culicidae. Gene Ontology annotation, biological process: protein peptidyl-prolyl isomerization. Gene Ontology annotation, molecular function: peptidyl-prolyl cis-trans isomerase activity; zinc ion binding. The coding region runs from base 1788 to 4061 and encodes 757 amino acids. The record is from RefSeq and is a predicted model, not a curated record.
GUCGCCGUCGAGAGAAUCGCCAACAGAUACAGAGAAUCGCGUGAGUCGUGUGGAAGUAAUUGCGGAAAAAUUGAAACGAAAAUCUCACUUUUUGUUAUUAUUAUAUCAUCAUUGCAAAUCAAACAGCGUAAUAAGGUAGAAAACAUAUUGUACAAAGCACAAGUGGUUUGAUUAGGACUCGGUUCAGGUUGUGCACAGAUGUGGUUCCGCAAGAGCAAGGUGAAACAGUCACAGGAAUGACGGCACGAGUCCGCAGCAAUGGCGAACUUUAGCGAGAGUAAUGACGCGAUAAAUAGAUGUAAUCAGACAUGAAAAUAUUGUAUGUACAUACACGAGAGAUAAUCUACAGUGUUCCACACGGAGAAUUGGCAGCAGAAGCUGCAGAAAAAAAGUCGACUAAAAUGGCCGUCGAGCCGCGUUCGGCGUGAGUAGGAAGAAUUUGAACGGAAGAAGUCGGUGUUAGCGGUAGCAGUAGAAGCGUGAAGAAGCAGUUCCGAAGCACCGAGUUCGUUUCUCCGGGACAAACUACAACAUCCUGAUGGUGCAUAAAUAGUCACCAGAGGCGAAAUUUUCGUUGAUGCGUAGAUUGCGGACGCACGCAGACAUACACGCGCGUGCAUAAAAACAACAAACAUCCAAAACGGGACGAAACAGUCAAGUAAUCGAUAAUCAAUAAGCGGAGACCCUGCAGCCGGAAAAUAGGUACAAACUAGCUGGAGCACCAAAUACGCAUUAGGAAUAAACUCACGGCCCUGCGGUUCGGAGGUUCCGCGUCAAUCCGAUGGGGCGGUUGUCGAAAUCUACGUUGUUGUUGUCGUUACCGAAUAUAAUAUAUACAAACAUACAUACAGUCGUCUUAAUCCGUUGUGUCUAAAAGUAAAACCGUCGAACCGUCAAUACUACCUAAGAGUGUAAAAAAUCAGAACGUCCGGAAAAGUUAAUCAUCUACGUGUAAUUACAUAUGGUGGUGAUUACGUCGUCACACUAAUCCUUAUCAGUACGUUUCGUCUAUGGGAGCGAUGUAAACGAUGUGUCUGCUCGGUCAUAUCCUUGGUAUCGGUUCGACACGCAGUGAAAGUAACGGCAACUAGCGGAGAGACAAUAAAAUCUUUACCGAAAUAGCUGUACAAAACAACGCCUCCUGACCGUGCAGUCUGUUAUCUCGAAGUUUCGUGGCCAACAUCACGCUGAUAUUGUCUUUCUAUCGGCGAGAAACGGUUACAAUCUAUUACAUACGAGGCAAAGAGUGUACUGGUAUUGAUUGUUUUGCCCUGUAGCAGGGCAACAAUUUAUUCGAUUAAAAGAUAAGCUAAAAAAAAUAAAAGCUAGAGCUGCGGUAGCGCCAGUGUCGAAGCCGAGCUGGAAAUACGGUCCAACUAGCAAGCGACAGAGAAAAAGUGUGUUAAUAACUGUGAUAUUACGUAAAGCUACCGAAAAAAAGAACCCGUGUGUAAGAAGCAGGAAAAUAUUUCGGUGUAACCUCGCGCGUCUACUAUUCACACCCGGCGGGUCGGUGAGAAGUAGUGACAGAUGGGCGAAAGCAGCACGCGGGCGGCUAUCUGAAGGCAAAAAGGAACUCGUCCUCGUUAGCGCACGCAACGUGCUCGCGUACUUAUUUGUUGCCCAGGCCGUUGAACCUACCAACAAGCCACUGGGUGGUGGCCGCGGGAGAAGGCGGUCGGUGUAAGUCACAGAAGAGAACCGAAGGUUUUGCUUUCUCGUCGGUUUCAAACUGGCACGUAACUAGGACGAACGAACGGACGAAAAGAGGCGAAGAACCAACGACGAUGGACUUCACACCGCUGCCAACGGAACUGGAGGAGCUGAUCCAAUGCAGCUGCUGCCAUCUGCCGUUCAACGAUACCGACGCUAUACCGAAGCUGUUUUCCUGUAGGCACUACUUCUGUCUCAAGUGCGUCAGCCAGGUGCUGAUGAAGGGCAACGAGCUCUACUGUGUGCACUGUUGGAAACGAACCGAACUAAGCGGACCGGAUAUGAAGCCGGAAAAUUUGCCGACGCACAGUGCAAUACUGUACCUGUCGCAGAAUCUGAGCAUGAUCUCUAGUGGUAGUGGCAAUAGUGUGGGAGGCGGUGCAACCUGUUCCGGUGCGAGUGGCACUGGUGGAGGUGGUGGGGGGAACAAAAAGCCUCCCGACAAAAGUGGAACGAACGGAGCUGGUGGCAGUUCGCUGGUACCCGGUGCCACGGGUGCACUGGUGGGUGGAAGCGGAAGUGCAACUAGUAGUGGCAGUGGAUCGAACGGAAGUGCAAACGGUACAAAUGGUAGCCUCGGAAUAGGUAGUAAUAGUGCGAAUACGGGUGGCGCAAUCGGUUCCGGAAAGUAUAGAAAUAAGGGCGAAAACUGUAUGACACACGCGAUGCCGAAUGCGCUGUGGUGUCUCAAGUGCAACAUCAUUCUGUGCCGGGCCUGUGCCAGCACCGAGGAGCACAGGAAUCACACCGUCAAGACACAGGCAGAAGCACGUGAUCAGAUCCGAUCGGAUAUAGCGUCGGAUUUGCUGCUGAUGCAAAAGUCUCUCUCGGAGCUGCAACAUUUCGUAUUUAAGCAGCGAGAUUUUUUGCUCAAAAUCCUAGAAGCAUGCACAGCGCUGAAGACUCAGGUUGAAACGGAACUAAUUAAUCAUCUACCGACGUUCGAAGUGGCGGAGAUUCGAAGUAACCUAACGAAAGCGAAACUAUUUCUCAGCAUGCUCGAGCAGCAAUCCCCGGCCGAAGCUUACAAACUGUACGCCAACUUGAAUAUCGAAAAGCAACGCCUCCAAUCGAAGUAUCAAGAGAUGUACCUGCAAUGUAAGCUAGACGAUUUAAUACAACACUACGGAAUAUUGUUUGACUUCGAACUGAUCAAACAAGCUCUCUCGAAUCUAAACACGAUCGAUCCCAUUUCAUUCGGAAAUGGAGCUAUUGGUGGUCUCGGAGUGACUGCCGGAGGAACGACCAUCAACGGGCAUCACAACUCGAUACUGUUACUAGCCAACUAUUGCAUUUCGCAGCUAUACUCGCGUCACAUCCUAACCUCCAAGCAUCACCAGCAUCAGCAUCAACAGCAGCAACAGUCGCAGCAUAUCGACGCUAGUCUAAGCUAUGCGAUAUCAUCUCCCUCGCAGACCGGCAGUUCGGCGAUUCCCCAAUCUCCGAACCACAGCGGACUGCUGGGCGAACCGCCUGGUAUGAGUCAGCCAUCGCACAGCGGAAGUUACGCCAGUCAAUUGAACGAUAUGGCUAUUAUCAUUGCUCCACCCUUGCACCAGCAGGGAAGUCGAACCGAUGGCACCAGCUCGGCCCGGACAUCCGGUUCCGGAUCGGCGUAUUUGAGUGAAAUACUCAACGGAAGUGCGUUGCAGCACUUGCAUCAACAUUCCGGUUCUUCCCAGCAUCAGCCACUAACUCCGCCCGGGCAUCCGCUGUCGUCGUCCUCUUCCAGUGUGGUCUCACUAGUUCCUUCGUCCGCUCAGCAGCAGGUGCAGAAACAGGUACAAGCUGCAGCGGCUGCAGCUGCCGCCGUAGGAUCUUCUCUGCUCUGUAAUCCCUCCGUACACGUUUACCCAAUCUACUACUUCAACAUUGAAAUCAACGGUCAACCCUUCGGACGAAUUUUGAUCGAAGUUCGCAGCGACGUGGCACCGAAAAUGGCGAAAAAUUUCGGCGCUCUGUGCACCGGUGAGCUCGGGUUCGGUUACAAGGGAUGCAGCAUCUUCCAGUGCUGGGAGAACGAGAGCAUCAUAACGGGUGAUUUCGAGCUGAACAACGGACGCGGAGGUCGGUCCGUCUUCGAGGAGGGCUUCUUCAUGCCGGAUGAUACGAAGAUUCUGGCGAUCCGUGGCUCGGUUGGAAUGCGCCGCAGUCAGAAGCGGCACGAUAACAUGGGACUCGUUGGGUCGCAGUUUCGCAUCAUUCUGCGGGAGAUGCGUGGCUUUACCGGGAUCUUUGCGUUCGUCGUCGAGGGUUUGGAGUUGGUGGAGAAAAUUAGCCAGGCGGGCGACUCGGCCGGUAAGCCGCAGAGCAAUGUGCUCAUUGUGAAUUGCGGUAAGUGGCAGUAAGGUAGGGGAUAUGGCGGGGGUUAGGUUUUAUCUUUUUUUUUGUUGCAAUUUUCUUUUUUGUUAGAACCUAGGUGUUUUUUUGUUGUUAUUGGAGAGAUAAGUAGAUAGAUGCAGGCUGUUGUUAGUUUCCUAUUAACUUGUUUCGGUAUUAGAGUUUGAGUUGUUAGGGCGUUACAUUUUAGUACAAUAUAUAUAUUAGAUUAAUGGAAGAAAGGUAAGAUGCUCGCGGGUUUGACGCUAUUGUGUGAGAUGAGUUGCACCACUUUCUCGCCUCUAAUAAUUAGAAAUAUGGGUUCGCUAUAAAUUCGUUAUAAUACGGCCCGAGGUCGCAGUCGUGAUAGAAAUUAAUUUAGAAAGGUUCCAUUGAUAACACCAUAGCGCGCUGUUUUCGUAUCAUAAUUGUUAAUCCGGCAGAAAAAAAAAGGUUGUUCGAUAAAAGUGCUAGCAUUGUUCCGUGGAACAAAGGAAUUCAAUUAUAUGCAACAAACCCGCAAAUUUUACCUUUCAACUGAAAAUUCGCAUUUCUCGCAAAAAAAUAUUGUAGUCGUUGAAGUUUUAAAACCAACAUUUUGUAGUUUUUAUCCUAGAUCGAACGGGAUCGGAGUACCAAAAAAAUCAUAAAAUUUGAAAAAAAAUCAAUAAAAAACAAAACAGAUCCAUUCUGGCAACGCAGAACAAUGUUACUGAAACUCCCUCGGAAGCUUAACGAAACUUGAGCGUAAACGUAUUCAACCUUAUUUAAAACAAAGCAGUUUUUAACUUAUAUUUCCGGCUUUGCACCGGAGCUCUGUUCUGCUAUUGGUUAGCAUUGUUUCAAUGCGAACAAUGCGAACAUUCUGACCAAAAUUGCAUACAUAUUUAUGAAACGAAAAUAGAACACAUCUUAUAAGAUCGAAGCGAAAAAUACUACAGGGUGAUACUGUUUUUCAUUUUACCUAGUUACCAUUUGUAAGCAAAGCAAAACGAUUGAUCUUUUUAGAGGAAAAAGCUGGAGAUUAAGCCAGAUAACAAGCGUUUAUACUGAUCCAAAAUACCUAGAGAAUAUUAUACUGAUCGAUUCCACCGAAAGAAGGAAGAUUUCGCCGUUUUUUAUCACAAUCAAGACGCGACCUGUGCGAAGCGAGUGAAUGUAGAGCGAACGUAGUCAGAUGGAAGUUAGAGAGAAGAAUUACGAUAGCGACGCAAUAAGUUAGAUGGAAUUGAGUAAACCUAAACAUACUAUGAACACAUAAGAAAAAAUCCAGAAGGAAAAGAAAGUACAAUAAAUUGCGGGAAAAUCGUAAUUCAUGCGGAAUGAUAACAUGAAACGGAAUAAUGUUAAUGUGUAGUUUAAUCAUAUUUAACAGAAACUAAAUGUACGCAGACCUAUUUUAUUGGACAGUAGAAGCCAGAAAAGAGGAAAUAGUAAAUUUAACAAAAAAAGGACGAUGUGUAAGUGUUGCUACAACCUAUUUCUUCAAGAAUCGCUGUUAAAAUGCAUAAAGAAUGAACUGCACCGACGAUCCAUAAUUUAUACUUAAGAAAAACAUGUGUCACAUAAAAAAAAAUCAAUUACAACUCAAUGCUGAAAGUCGAACAGAACGAACUAAGCAGUUUUGUAAGCGAAAACAUACACAUACACACUCACAAAAGUACACACACACACACACAUUCACAAACACUCAAACAAACAAACAUACACACAAACACGCGCGCAGCCAUACAGAAACAUAGAAACUGAAGUAUAUCGCUAGGAAUAGUUCACGAAUGUGAAAGAAGAGACUGAAUGUUUUCGAAAACGAAAAAAAACGAAACUAUAAGAGUAACGUUGAUAACCAAUCCCGCAAAAUAACAAUAGAAAACUUUUAAAUGUAAUCAACAACAAUCGUGCACCGAAACUAGUUGGGUGUUGUUAUUUUGAAAACGCGAAUCUGCUGCACACGAAAUACCGAUACACGCGCGUACAACCAAAUCCAUUCGUUUUGAAAAACCCCUCUCGUUGUUGUUAUUGUGUGCGUACGAUGACGCAGCGCGCGGGAUAAAAAUAACGGUAACAAACACAAUCGAUACGUAAUACCGACAGCUCGAAACAAUUAAUUGGGUUCUUGUUUGCGAAAUCACUACCGACAGUCGCCGUCUCACGUGGUGCACGUUCUCCAACUUUCCUUAAACGACUAACCCAAGCGAGGAACAACCACACUGGAAGAAGGAUUUGAGGUGACCAUUAGGCCGGAACACAAGUGCUCGAUUAGCGACUAGCGCAGCUGGAAAGUUUUCGGUUUUUUUGUUUCCUUCCGUUCCAACACGUCACUAAAAAGUUUUCAUUUUGGCAACACUGGUUACGAAGUCUCAGAUUCUCGUACUGACGCCGUGAUGGGAACGAAACGCAAGGCCUUCCAAAAAAUGGUACAAGAUUGAGUGAUCAAGCGAAAUGAUUUCGAAAGUGUAACUAACCUUCAAUAUUAUAAAACAUAUAAAUCGAUAUAAUCGUUCAAUGAAGUAUAAAAUAAAUCUCAAUUAAACAAAGAAAACCAACAAUGUCGUUAGAAUGAUUGUCGUCAAAAUAUGUUAUGGAAACAAUAGGAAAAAAACACGUAUAUUCAUAUAUGAGGUUCGAUUGCGAAACAAAAAAGUAUCUAUUAUAAAGGAUAAUCCAAAAUAGAGCCAGCGUAUAAUAUCUAAACAUGCUUAACCUUGAUGUUGUAUUAUUGUAACUUGCGAACAUACAUAAAUAAGGAUAGAGCUCUCGGCAAACCGAACUAAUAGUAGAAAUUGCAAACAAAUAUAACAAAACUAAUUACCGAUCAGCAGAAUAACCAAACAUCAACUAAUCACGUAACGUCACGUUAUAGUUUUAAUAUCUUACGCAAGAAAAAAUGCAAUCUUCACCAAACUACACAAAACUAUACACAAAUACACGCAGAAAACAAAGAGGAAAAAGAAGAGGAAAGUAACCUGUACCUGGUGUUAGAGAAAGCAAAACAGUAAACAUGUACCGAAAAAUAAAAAAACAAAUAGAGUUCACAGUUACGACUGUGCGAAAACAGAGAUAAAUCGAAAGAAAAUAAAAAUAUAUUUUUGUCGCCAUCUUCGAAAACGUAGUUAAAUAGAGCAGAAACAGAUGCAAAUCAACACUGAAUGCAAAAACCGGAGAAGAACAAAGCCAGAAACCGAAACUAUAUCUUUCAUGAAAACUAGCAGCAACCUCCAAAUAGUAACCAAAAGUUAAUUAAACCAAUUGCGAACGGGCAGUUUUAAUCUGACAAGGGAUAGAUCAACAAUAUUUCAUAACGAAACAAAGAAUAGCAGGAUGCGCCAAUUCACUCUCACUCUACCGUAAAGCGGGAAAACAGAAAAAAAACUACCGAAAAACUGUAAGCGAACUUCAAUUUCAUCCCACAUAAAAAAGAUAACCAACCAUAUUAAUGCGGAACUCGAAGAAAAAAAAACUGCGUGGAAAUGAAAAAAAAAAUCGUUAGAAAAAAAACUUAAGUAGUCUAUAAAUAAAAAAAAAGAAAAAACAAACAAACAUAUUACUACUACCACGGAAAGUGUCACAGAGGUUUGUUCCACGGAAUGGAAGCAGAUCGUGUAGCGGAAAUUGUAAAGUUUCACGAUAAAAUAAAAUGAUGCAAUAAAAAGCCGAAAAAGGACCAGG